Messenger RNA from Symbiodinium natans, 1383 nucleotides. The record is from the annotation of a GenBank genome assembly. NCBI's taxonomy places the organism in Eukaryota, Dinophyceae, Suessiales, Symbiodiniaceae.
AUGCAGUCCCUAAAGGCGCUGGCCCAGUCCACCUUGGGUGAAAUCAAGGAUGCCCUGGUCGAUGCGGUUGGCGAUGAUGAUGACGAAGAAGAUCUGCGGCAAAACUACGUGUUGGAAGCAACUCGGAUCCCGAGGCCUAGCCCUGUCGACUCCGAGCGACAAGCAGUCCCGAAAGGCGAAGAAUCAGCGAAGUCUGCAUCUGCUUCAGGGGAUUCGGAAGUGGAUCCCUGCCUGCACGAGCAGCAUGAGGCGUUGAAAGAGUUCGCAGCACUCUGUCAGCUCCCAAGUCUCGAAGACACGUUGCAGAGUCUUGGAGCAAGCGCCGAAGCAUCACAAGCCCUGACAAAACUGAGAGGUGGCCCAGACCUCUCCGUACCGCAGGUGGAGAUUUUGUGUUGCAAAGUUCUGCGGCAAGUGCUUCCCCAAGUGGCACUUGAAAGCAUCGCCCAGUCAGGAACCAGUGACACGAAACGGCUGUUGACGUCUUUCAAUGAGCGCUACGAAAACCUGCUGGAAGAGCACAUGAUGCUCCAGCGGAAGUGUCGAGAUCUGACAUCGAAGAAUGUGCAAUUUGAAGCUUUGGCCCAGCAAGCUGAGGCGUGGCAAAGCGCACAUCAAGCAGCCAUCCGCCGGAUCGAGCAGCUGUCCUCUGAGAACGCAGAGCUCAAGGAACAAAUGGCGACUUGGCGGCGACAAGGUAUUGAGACCAAGGAGCGAUCGCAGCUGCACUCGCUGCUUUCACAAAAAGAUGCAGAGCUCCGGGCUUCAACGGAUGCUCUGCGCAAGCUUGAGGAGAUAAUGGAGGAGCAAAACACGCUGAGCGAGCAAAACGCAAGUUUGAAGCGUGAGCUCCGUGAGCUCCGUGAGCUCCAUGUGCGGGAAGCACAGGAAGCGCAGGAGCUUCAAGCACCAUCUGGCUCUGGGACUUCUGGGAGGCCGGAUUCUGAGAAUUCUCAGACUGAGUUGGUGACUCUCCAGGAGUACCAGCAGUUGUCGGCUCGAUGCAUGGCCGCGGAGGCAGAGCUUAAAGAUACCUCUGCAGCUCUGGAAGUUUUGCUGCAGGAGAAAGGACGCAGGCUUGAAGACCAAGACUUUCUGGUGGAUCGAAGGUUGGUGGCUUCCAUGCUUGCACUGUAUCACGAGCACCUCGCCUCGGGGCAGCGAGCCCUGGCUGAGCAGGUGCUGGCGCAGGCGAUUCAUGUAUUGGGUGGUGUUCCUGAGGAGGCCCAGAAAAAUCGUGCACGAGUAAAAGCCGCGGCUGCGGCUGCUGAAGCUCGGCUUGCUGAACCACUCGGCAAUGCGUUUCUAGAUUUCCUGGAAAAGGAAGCCACUGCGGAUUCCAAACUACCAGUGAGCCUGACGGGCUCACGUGACUCCUCAUAG